Molecule: messenger RNA, 1825 nt
Organism: Galleria mellonella (greater wax moth)
Lineage: Eukaryota; Metazoa; Arthropoda; Insecta; Lepidoptera; Pyralidae
Product: apyrase-like
Exons: 11
Coding region: 150-1769 (539 amino acids)
Biological process (GO): AMP catabolic process
Cellular component (GO): plasma membrane
Molecular function (GO): 5'-nucleotidase activity
Source: RefSeq, a predicted model, not a curated record
UUUAGUGUUACUUUAAAUUUCAACAUGGACUGACCAUCUUGCAUUGACGUUUCUUUUAUUAUUAAUUCGUUUAAAUAAAUUUAUUAUUAAUGGUUUGGUUCUAACGAGGUUUUUAUUAUAAUUAUCUAUAUAAUAUUUUAGUAUUUACAAUGAAAGUAUAUGUUUCUAUUUUGUUGUGUUUUUAUGUGCAAUUUAAUAAUGUAAGUGGUGCAGUGUUACCAGAUUUAUAUCGGCUGGAUAUAAUACAUUAUAAUGAUUUCCAUGAUAGGUUCGAAGAGACUUCAAUCGCGUACCCAGUGUGUAAAUCAAACGAUACGAACUGUAUAGGCGGGUUCCCUCGUAUGUAUCAAGAAAUACAGACGCUACUAAAAGAGAAGCCUGGCGCUUUGCUACUAAAUGCUGGAGACACAUUCCAAGGAACGUACUGGUAUACAAUUUUCAAAUGGAAUGUGACGCAAAUGUUUAUCAAUUUGCUACCAAAUGACGCCCAUGCAAUAGGUAACCAUGAGUUUGAUGAUGGAGUAGCUGGUUUAGCACCAUACCUUGCGGCACUCCAAGCUCCAGUGUUGGCGGCUAAUAUUGACACCACCAAUGAACCAUCACUCAAUGGUUUGUAUCAGCCACACGUGGUGUUAGAGAGAAAGGGACGAAAAAUAGGAAUUAUUGGAUUAAUAACAACAGAGACAGCGACCUCAUCAAAUUCUCAAAACGUGAUAUUUUUGGAUCCAAUAGAAACUGUUAAAAAAGAGGCGCAGGAGUUGGCUGAGAGUGGAAUUGAUAUCAUCAUUGUCUUAUCACACUGUGGUUUAGAUGUUGAUAAGAAAAUAGCCAGCGAUGUUGGAGAAAAUAUAGAUAUUAUAAUAGGAGGUCAUUCGCAUAGUUUAUUAUGGACCGGUGACCCUCCCAGCAAGGAAGAGACUUCUGGACCUUAUCCUGUAGUAAUAAGACCCAAGUCAAAACCUGGACAUCAGGUAAUGGUUGCUACAGCGUCAGCGUUCACCAAAUAUUUGGGAAACAUUACAGCGUACUUCGACAUAUACGGAGAGUUGCAGAGUUAUGAGGGAACACCAGUAUUUCUAAACAGAUCAAUUCCUGAAGAUCCGAAUAUAAAAACCCUUAUGAAACCAUAUAAAGAAAAACUCGAUGCAUUAGUUCACGAGGUCAUAGGGUUCAUAAACGAAGACUUGUUGGCAAAAACGUGUGGUGCGCAGGAGUGUCCGCUAGGAGAUCUCAUUGCUGACGCACUUUUGGAUGCGACCAAACAAUUAAACGUGUCGAGCCUUCCACACGUUGUUUUUCUUCUAAGGAACAUGAUUCGUGGGUCAAUCGGCCAAGGAAAUAUCACCCGAGGAGCAGUUAUAAAUACGUUGCCGUUCACCAAUGAAGUGGUGACAUUCACAUUACUGGGAAAGUAUCUAAUGGAGGCAUUGAAGAGGUGUUUCACUAACUAUUGGGUACAUAAACCUUUCAAUGGACCGUGGAUGCCACAAGUUGCCGGUUUGCAAGUAACUAUGAAUACCACGGACGGUAGUGUACUUUCGGCGUUUGUGAAAAAUGGUGACAAUAUCGAGCGUUUGGAAGCAGAUAAGGAGUAUCAAGUAACUACAAUGAAGUUCCUCUUGGGAGGUGGAAAUGGUUUUGUGAUGCUAAAGAACUAUGGACAAAAUAAAUUGCACGUGGGACAAGAUGCUGAUUUGUUGGAAAAUUAUAUAAAGAAAGUGUCACCUAUUACACCUACGGUCGACAACAGAAUAACUGUGAUUAACUGAUCUGAACUAUAUCUGUGAUUUUUUAUGAUGUGAAUUAUAUUGAUUUUGAAGUUUAA